AUGGCGAGGGGGCGGUUAGUAAACAUGAGUGCAUUAGCCAGUCUUUGGCUUUGUGCAUUGCUUUUGUUGCAGAUGCAGUACGGCGACACGGUGCCUACUCAUCAUUUGACGGUUAGCGUGGAGGGCAAUACACCCACACUGAUUGUAACAUCGGCGGAAAUUGGCAUAACGCCAAAAAUUGUGCACGCGAGCACGGCCACAACAAUAGCUCCGAGCGCUGCAGUUCCAGCAGUCGAAGGCGCCUCAAAGGCAUCGAGUGAAGGGAACAUUGAGGAGUUUGGCAGCAAAGGUAACGUACCGAAACUAAAAGGUAAAUCAUAUAAAUUGCAACAUGGAAAGAAGUGGCAAUAUGCGGUAAAAGGAAGAGAGAAGAGUAAGGAAAAAGUCUCAAAGACACAAGACGUGUUAGGUGAUGCAACGUUAGUGGCAAAGACAACUACCACUGCAAAUCUGGUAACUCGGAGCGUAGAAGCUACCACCACUAGCGCCGUUCCACCUAUGCAAACUGCUAAAACUAUAAAGUUGGCAACAAACACGAGCUUACAACACUUUGGGGAGAGCUUGGCAGUCGCACCUUCCGCCAAAGAAAAUAUUACAAAUUCGAGCGUCGGCUCAUUGGCCCCGGAAAGCGUUAAAGUCACCCGUAAGUCAUCACAACUUGGCAGCGAGGGUAUCACACACAACAAGGCAAGCACAGCCGGGGCCGUUGUGUCUGCAGCAGCUGGCAACAUGCCACAAUCAACCGAGACUGCAACAGAAGUCACCUUGGCACCUACAGCAACGGCAUCCAGCACGAGCAGCUCCAAUGAAGCAGCGGAAAGCGCAAUUGAGGAGGAUGGGGGCGGCAUAGCUUUGGACGUUGCGGAGGCAACAAACUUUCAUGGCGUUGAGCUGGAUACAGUAACAUCGUCAGGAAAUGUAGAAAAAGUGACUGCAACGUCAACAUUCAUCGAGUCGCACGACACCACGGCAGGGGCCACGGCAAAGACAACAUCAACGGCGGCACCAACAGACGCAGCGGUAAUGGAAAUUGCAAAAAAGGCAAUCUCAGCGACAACAGAAAAUGCGCCAUUGAUUGCAAUCCAAAUUGAAACGCUGCCAAAAGUUACAACAAAACCGGUAACAACAAAACCUCCACAAGAGACAACAACACCUUUCGAAACAGUUACUAGCAGUGGCAUUAUCGAGCAUCAGCCAGCAAAAACAAGUAAAAUAACAACCACCGAAUGCACAAAAACUGUUCGAGUUGAUGGUGCCAGUCGAAGUGGCCCGACAGUAACAACAGCUUUCAACGACAGUUCCACUCUCCUGAGUACAGUAAUUGAAAGGAGCUCUACAAACAUUGGCGAUAAUCUUUCACAAUCGUCCGUGCCACCUACAGGCGAGGCAGCCAUAGCCGCCAAACAACCGGCCAUAAACGUUAGCAGAGCAACAACUAGCACAGAAACAGCGCAAAAAGCAACUACUUCAAUUUCAGUGGCAACAAAAAUACCUGCGAACCCUUCUGAAACGACAACAAAAAGUGCGCUAACAAAGCAAGCCACCCAAGGGGUGACGAACACGGAUAGUGGCAUCAUUUUUAUUGACGAUGUGCCUGAUAACCGCGAAGGCAAGAAAGCCGAAUCGGAGACCGAUGCGGAGGUGGCGGUACAGUUACAACGCGAUGAAGCCGUUAUUGGCAGACAUGAAGGCAGUAAGGCCGUCAAGCGAGACAAAGACGAUACCAGUGGGAGUGAGGGCAUCAUAAAACUCAUUGACUUGGAAAAACAUGAUUUAAAAUCGAUUCCGAAGGCAAUGAAACUUCGCAACGGCAGCAAUAACACCAGCGUCGACGACGACGAUGGCCAUGAUGGUGUCAAAAAGACACGAAAAAAACAGCUCACCGAUAAGCAUUACUUGCUGGUUCCUGACAUAAAUGUGAGCGCGGAAUUACAUGCCGAAAAUAAUACCACCGCCGGCGCAAGAACAACAAAUCUUGUUGACACCGCAGAAAUGUUUAAAAAUGAAAACAGCAGACGAAGCGACGUACUGCCGCAAACCACACCCCCCGUAGAAGCACUGACCAUGGUUGAGCACAGUAUUGUCACCAGCAGUACAGAAGUGCCACCAACGCCACGUUACCUAAAAAAUGCCGAAAAUUUCGCUAAAGCAACGCCCACCCUGAAGCCAGUGCAUAAUGGCUACUUGGGCCCAAUACUAAUGGAGGAGAAACGUUUCAGUGUUGUGCAUGCAAGUAAGCAAUCACAACAGCAUCACGAGUCCGCCAUAGAAUCCCAGCUGCGCGAUGGCCGCAUUGUAGAAAUCUUAGCCCCGACUGCAUUGAUGGAGCAAAACAACGCCGCGGUCCCGAAAGCAUUCGAUGUAGUAGCAAACAAAAUUCCGACGACCACAACAACUUCAGCGCCAGCGCCAGUUUCGGCCGCCUUUGUACAAAUGGCUGCAGAGCCGAGCACGCCCAUGCUUUCAACGACCGUCUUUCAGGUUCCGGAAUCGAUGAUGAGUACUACGCGCCUACCGUUGAACACUAAGCCUGCGGGUGGUGGUGAAGAAAAAUCGACAAUGCAUUACAAACCAUCUCAACAUAAACAAAAUCAGCAACAACAAACAUUUUUUAGUCCACCAAAAGGUGUAAGCAAUGUACGCACCGAGUCGAAAAUAUCUGACAUUCAAGUCGAGGUGUACGACUCUACUGUGGACUCUAUAGUAGCAUCGACGAACUUUAAGGAUAGUGACGGCUUUUAUGCUUUGCCGCUGGAAGCUGAGCUGGAUACGCAAGUGGGCACUACCAAGCCACCAGCCGCACCACAGGAACGUUUCACACAAUAUGUUGUGGACAGAGCCGAUUACGCCACACAGGAGUCGAGCGUAGCCCCACAUCUAAGCGUGGCCUCCGGCAAGCCGGAACCAGCCGCUAUUGAAAUACAUAUCAACGUCUCCGAGGGCAUUGGCAAUGAGAGUGAAGAUCUGGAGUUUUCGUACCGGCAGCCAGAUUACACGGGCAGCAGUUUCAGAACGAAUCACAUGGAUGAGCUGUUGGCCAAAACCGCAAAAGCAAUUUCAAUGAAACCACUUGCACCGAGCACCAGUGAGUCCAGCACUCGAGAAAAUGUCGAGCGAGGAGAUGAGAUUUUAGUGGUGGAGAUAAUCGAUACGGGCGAAAACAGCACUGAGAGUUUAAUGAGUGCAGAGAACCCCAACCCGAUAUUCACUUUUCGUUCCGAUCCUGAGUCGGAUGUUGAGUUGAAAGACAUCAAAUAUUUUCCACCCGAGGUUAAGGUUAAACCUCCCCAAAUGUCCGACGAGCUCUUCCUGGCUGACUUGAAAAAGGAGAAUGCGUUGCCAAAGCCACCAUUGCCUCCGCCUCCUCCACCACGUAAGCCGACAAUAGAUCGGGACUCAGACACAAUUUUCUACAUUUCCAAUACUGAAGUGAAAGUGGGCGAGUCUCUUCCUACCACAAACACGAAUUAUGAACAGCAGCAAAUACGAAAAACUAGAUUAGAGAAUCAGUUCUUUCCGGCAAAUUAUUUAGCCAGCACACAUCCGAAUGCAGCCAGAUUGGACGAACAGCUGUCACCGCAGCAACAUCGCUACGAAGAAGACAUCAUUCUUUCGCCACUAAGCAACACCGCCGAUUCACUGAAGAUAUUUCGGAGCCAAGGUGACGGGGCACCCCCAUUGGAUGUUACCUAUGUUGGCGAAUCUGUAAUGGAAGUAGAGCAGUUGUCAGGUACAGGCGCCACCACCACAAUUCCUUCAACGUCCUCACUGCUGCCAGACGUCAUCAUACAGCCUGCCAUUUUGCCAGAAAUGUCGAUUGGUGUGCCCGUUAUAGGUGAACUACCGCCGCAAAUUGAACUCAAGGAAAUCGAUUUCAUGCCCGACGAAGCAAACCAGCAGCACUCAGGCAUGUACGAGAACAACAUGCUGGAUGAAAAUGGCAAUGACGUCGACAGACUCGUUGAGUCUUCCAUGCAGUAUGGCGGCGAUCUGAUAGACGAGAGCGUCGGCGGUGGUGGCUUUGAUGGAGUCGAGGGCUCUUACCCGUUCGGCAAUCCAACGGCAUUGCACAACAAGGCGCACCACGUAGUCGAUUAUGCACACUUCACAGUGAACCAUGGCGUAAAUAAUCUGCGAAAGGAUGAACUGAGCGUUGAUGUGGCGGGCUCCGGUGAGAUGAUGGCUGGCCAACCAGCCGCAGCAAUGCCAAGUAGUCUGGAGGAAGAGCUUUUAACUCGCAGUGGCAACGAGACCUUACCAUUGUCCAUGAUUGCGAAUGGCAGUUACGCUGGAACGUCUACGGAGCAUAUGAGCAACGCCACGGCCUACUCGGUGAGGGAGGAUCCAACUGCAAUCGAAUUGGUAUUUAAAAAUAAUUAUGCGUUGAUAAUUGGAAUCUCCAUUAUGCUGCUGCCGCUUGUGGUGACUAUCUCCAUGAAAUGGUGCCUCUGUAUAAGUAUCUAUGGUUCACCGAAUAGUCCAGAAGCCAAUCAAACGAAUGGAAAUGUUGCAAAUGGCAAGAAAGGCGGAGACGGUGGCAACUCACAGGAAGAGUCCAACAUCGACACAGCGACUUCCAUUCCAAAACAACAAUUACCGUCCUCUACCGAAAACCCCUCUAAUGGAGACUGCUUUAAAGCGAUGCAGAAUGAAAUUACGCACUCGAAUUUUGACGAGUGCCAUAACAUUAAACCGUCCAGUAUGAAUGCAAACAACAUUUUAUGUAAUGGUGCCAGUGGCGUCAGUGAUGUCACAUGCGUCAGUGUCGAUGAGAAGACGAAUGAAGUAUUGCUUUUGCUGGCUGAGGAGCCAGUUGCAACACCUUCUUCACACUCUGUACCAUCGACACUAAGUUCAGGCGACAACAUUAAAUCGAAAACUCAAGCCAAUCUAUCCAACAACUCCGUCCAAGGCAACUUUGCACGUCCAAAUGGUUCUGUCACGAAGAUGACUUUGAAAAACAAUCACUUGAUCGUUGAGACUGAAGAGCGACACGAUAUUUCACGAGUCGCUCGCGAAACUACAAUGCAUUACAAUACGUCCGAGAAAGAUGGCGUAUUCGUCGUGGAGGUUGCUCGCGGGGUCGACUCCAAAAGCAUUCCAGGCAGCCCAACUACCGAGGAUCCCCGUCCUAUCUAUGAAACACUACCGGCAGCUGCGGCCGCAACUUCUUUGAGGUCAGAGGAUGAGAAGGUUUUGCGAAAUCUCGAGGAGAUACAAAUCCACCAACCACCACCGGAAUCUAUACAACAGCAGCCACCCAACUGCAUUGAAGAAAUACCCGAACGUAGCCUACACCAAAUCGUGGAACUGGAAGAACCCUCUGUUUCGCCUCACUCUUUUAGAGCCGAAGCAGCCGGUGCACGCGCACAAGAGAAAUUCAGUCUCGUACGCAAUUCUAAUACCGGUCUGUCGCAGUCCGAUUUGAGUUCCACAUCUUCAACUAACUCGAACAAACGAUACUCCUAUGGCAACCAAGAGCUGUACACCAUAGAGUCGGUCACGUGCGCAUCGGCAUUGCCAACUACAAACAUGCCGCUUACACAUUCCGCCGCCCAUAAUGUGACCGAGGAUGACGACCGCAGGUCAGAGAAUGGGCAUUGUCUCGAACAUUCGCCGGCUUCCCAGGGAAAUGCCGCAACUACCAUGGCCAAGGACAGCGUCAAUUGCAAUGAGCUGUCUAAUGACGAGCAAACCACUGAGCAGAUAGUACAGAAGAGUGAUAUGAAAACGUCCCAUGCAAGUGAGAUGGAUGCUGAGGCAGGUAAUAUUGUCGCGGAGACUUUAAUUGCUGCUGAGCGUAUGUCACCAACACAAAGAUCUGCGCUGGGAACAGAAGUAGAGGUUAAUGAAGUAGUCGAAGGGGUAGCAGAAGCUGAAGCUGAAGUCAAGAUGGAAGAAGAAAAAGUAGAAUCAAAAGAGCAAGCAGUAGACAUACACACUGAAGAAGAGGUAGAAAUAGAAAGUGGUAUGUCAAAUCAGGUGGUAAGUGAGGAGUGCAUAAACAACAACAAUUUAUCAGAAUAUGUGAAUGAAGAGCCAGAAUUGUCAGUCUCUAAUGACAUUAGCAUUGACCACAAUGGAGAGUAUGCGCUUGAAAAGGCAGAGUUACCAGCCCCCAAUGAAGCUAGCAACAGCACAAUUCUUCCCAUUUCUGAAGAUACCAUAAAAAAUGCAGAGUUACCAGCUCCCAAUGAAACAGACCACAGCACAAUUCUUCCCAUUUCUGAAGAUACCAUAAAAAAGGCAGAGUUACCAUCUCCCUAUGAAACAGACCACAGCACAAUUCUUCCCAUUUCUGAAUGUACCAUAAAGGAGGAAAGCUGUGAGGAUGAAGAUGAUGAUGGAAAAAGUGACAAUGAAGAACUCAUGAAUGGAGGCGAUGAAGCUCAUCAUGCAUUUCCACAGCCAGUAGUUUGCAAUUAUGGCUACGAUAGCAUCAUUAGCUUGCCUGAUCCACCAUCCACCGAAGAAAUAAAACAAUUGGGAGACUUUGUCGGUAUUGAGAGUAACCAAUUAGACUCGCUGCCACCACCUUCGCCUCCCCCGCCACCGAUUGCCACUGACUUAAAUGACAACAACACGGCUACCACAAAGAACGCGACAACCACCAGCAACACAUCUACCACCGAAGAAGAGUCCACAACAGCACAGUUGAAAUUGAAACAGAUCUUAAGCCACAAUCCCGUAGAUUUAUCAGCAACUGAGCAUUGCCAAGUACUACUCACCAAUGGAAAAGGCCACGACACCACCAAUGGAAAUAUCAUAGAGAAUGGUGCCGAUGGUAUCGAUGUAAAUGGUCACGAAACGAUUAAUGGGCAUGAAGACGAGAUGCUAGCAACUUCUUUUGAGCGCGACCCAACUGCGGCUCCCAACACCGAAGACAGCGCGGGUACUAGAAAGGUGUCACAAACUCCACUCACACCACCGGAAUCGCCACCACUUUCCUCACCCGUACACUACACCAAUGGCGUUAGUGCUAUUAACGGCAUAAAUAGUGUGAACGGGGGUAUUUGCGGUGGUCCACUACCCCUUGUCGUGGACGUCAAUGGUAGUUAAUACGUAUGUUGAGCACCAACUACUCUCUACAGGCCAUGAGCUAAGUUACUCUACAGUUCGCCCAUUACAAGUGAUGUACUCGUAGUUGUGGCAACAAUUGGCUUAUGGAACUUCAAAGGAUGCGUGGAACACAUAACGGUUAUGUCGAAUUUCUCGAGCAAUGCAACGAACGAACCAAUUGAGCCAUUCACGCCAAUGCGCAGUGGCGGCGGGAAGCUGUUGGAGGGAAGUAUGCAAUAAAAUGAUUUAGAAUAUUUAGCAAGUAAAAACGCGUAUUUGUAUGUUAGCCUGUAAGUUUUUACGAUACUUAGUCAAAAAGCCAGUGGUCUCUUUUAUAAACGAUAACAAACCGAAAAAUGCUAAGUAUGAACUCUCCACAAGAAAAGCAAGUCCGAAAAUGGCGAUGAAUUAAACGAUGGGUAAAAGUGGGGUAUAGAAAAUUAAAAAACACAAAAUUUAAGAUACAAGAAAAUAAGGAGCGCAUAUUUCCACAAUAAGGACACAAAGUAGGCAGAAAGAGAAUGAAAUAAUGGAAUGGAGAGUAGAUGAAGAGGCAUAGAAAUAAAGGAAUCAAACGUUUUGAUAUCCAAGUGGGUAUUAGUCAUCGUAUAAAGUUUACACUGACAUCAUUAAAACUGACUAUUGAAUUCAUAGAGACUAGUGACUUUAUAGUGAAUGAUCCGGAAAAUUGGUUAAAUAUUUAUUUGUCAUAAGAAAAAAUGGAAGAAAGUUUCAUCGUGAAUGAUGUCAAUCAAGUAAUUGCGAAUCUAGUCAAAAUUGCAUAGAGCCGGUAAAUUAAUGAAUUUUAGUUUUGUGGGAAAAACUUGUUCAACAGCACUAGGCGUAAGCCGGUCCUAAGAAGCAGAAAAUAUCCCAAUGGGUGGUUUUAGGAAGUAACUGUUUAAAGCAGGUAUCUGAGAGAAGUGAAAAAUGGUUCUUACUAAAAAAAUGGGAAAGUACUAAAUGCAAGAAUGCAAAUUUCCACUUCCAAAAAAAGCAUGAAAUAAUAAAUGGAUGUGCUUUUCACCAUAAGAAAAUACAGCACUUCGAUUUCUUGACGGAAGUUCGUUAGCAGACAUUCGCAAGUCGGCAAAGCGCGCCAAAAAGUAUCUGGAAAAGGUGUUAAACUGAUUACCACUCUGUUUUUGAAAACUCCAACGUUGAGCCUGCGUAAAAGUGCC
This is a messenger RNA of Anastrepha obliqua, 8240 nucleotides long. RefSeq lists its product as uncharacterized. The transcript is spliced from 5 exons. The record is from RefSeq and is a predicted model, not a curated record. Bases 1 to 7059 code for a protein of 2352 amino acids. Lineage: Eukaryota; Metazoa; Arthropoda; Insecta; Diptera; Tephritidae.